AUGCAGGAGCCAUCGCCUCCUUCUCCGCUCUCCACCCCCGCGGCCGACGACGACGACGACGCCACUACAAUCGUCCCCGACUCCCCUCUCGAGUCCAUGGAGCUGAUCAGUGUCGCCGACAUCGCUCCUCCGGCGACGGACGCGGAUCAGGCUGCUGCUGCGUCUGCAGAGAGCGCUGCGUUGCCGAUUGGACAUCUUUCCGCGCAGAAGCAGACCAGCUCCGCGGCGGUCGUCAACGAAGCACCUCCACCAAUCCCAGAAGCCCAGGAACGACGCGCUACAAACAAGCGAAUCCCCUUCUUCCCCGACACCCUCCUGCUCGGCCGCCAAACCAACCCGCGCACCACCCCCACCCGCGACAACGGCUUCUUCGACUCCCGCGUGCUCAGCCGCCAGCACGCGCAGAUCUGGGCCGAUCCGACGUCGGGCCAGGUCUGGAUCCGCGAUAUAAAGUCCGCGAACGGGACCUUCAUCAACGGCCACCGGCUCUCGGGCGAGAACGAGGAAUCAGAGCCAUACGAGCUCAAAACUGACGACACGCUCGACCUCGGCAUCGACAUCUCGAGCGAGGAGUCAAAGACUGUGCUGCACAACCGGGUUUCUGCAAAGGUGCUUAAAGCAGGGUUUGCAUCUUCGCCGCCGCACUUCAACGCGAGCCUGGGCGAUUUCGUCGGCUCUGCAGACUCGCCGUCUUCUCUUGAGCUUUUAUCGCAGUUUGGUAACAACAAUAACCGCAAUUCCAUGAGCGCGUUCAUGGACGCCUCCGACCCGCACAACUCCAACGGCCUCUUCUCCCGCAGCGCGUACAGCAGCAUCUCAAACACAGGCCUCCUGCCCAACGGCGCCGGCACGAUGGCCGCCUCACUCAAAACGAUCGGCGGCAGCGCGAGCAGUGGAGGAAGCAGCGGGGGUAAACCGCGGCAACGCAUAAUCUCGCGCAUGAUGGCGACGAACUCGGCGACCGCGCUCAAAGGGCCGAUUUCGCUGGAGAUGGUGAUUAAGAAGAUUAAUAGCGAGGUGCAGUUUGCAAAGGCGCAGAAUAUGGACUUGCAGCGCGCGAUGCAGCUGUUUGAGUCGAUGGCGCAGGCGCAGGCCGGGUCGGCGCAGCGGGCGGCGAAGGUUGCGGCGGGGGUCGAGACUGCAGAGAACAGCAACAACAAGGCUGCAGAGGUGUCUACGAGCAAGGAAUCGUCGAGCUCCGACAAAGCCGCAAAGCUGCUGGAAGCGAAUGUAGCAGCCGACUCAAUCAACCACACAGCCGAGACGCAGCAGAAACUACUCUCGCUAACCGUUGCGCUAAAGAGUUUAGAGCAGGAAGCGCAGGAAGCCAACGAGCGGAUGCGGUCGUUGGAAAGCCUGCUUGAGCGGGAGUCGUUUGCGCGGGAGCAGGCCGAGUCGAAACUCGUGCUUGCGCAGCGGGAGCUCGAGCUCGAGCGCGAGCAGGCGAUCAGUGAUUUGUGCGCGGAGGACGACGAGAAUGAGCUGGGUCCGCUUGUGGCUGCGGAUGAGGCGGAUGCGGAGGAGGGUGGUGGAGGAGGGGCGGAUACGAUGGCGUUGAUUGAUAAGGAGCAGAAGCGACGGAUGCGGUCGGGAAGCACGCAGAGCGCGUCGUCAGUGACGAGUAACGGCAGCAGCAGCAGCAGCAGCAGCAGCAGCAGCAGCAGCGGCAGCGACGGCAAGGCAAUGACGAUAGGCCAGGCGUUGGCGCAGCUGGAGCAGACGCGGAGAGACCAGCAGCACUGGGAGAUCCGCGCGCUGAAAGCCGAGCACGCGGCGGAUGAGAAUGCGCGCGCGCUGGAGAAUCUGGUGCAGCAGAUGCAGGGGGAGAAAGGGAUUCAGUUUGUGCCGUCGAGUCCUGGGUCGAGUCCGACGCGGAGCGGGGGGAGGUUUGGGCGGAUGAGCACGAGCACGACGUCGUCGUCGUCGCCGCAGCAGCAGCAAGGGAUGCCGCGGAUAUCGACGCUGACGCCGGAGCAGUUCAAGAAAGCGCGGAAGAUGUCGAGCGAGGCUGCGGGCGGUGAUUCCGACGAGAAGAUCCCGCGGCUGGCGUACACGCCUUUGAAAGGCAAGUCGCUGAGUCAACUGCAGCACAGGGGAGAGAAUAAGGGGAAUGUGACGGUGCGGGUGGUGGUGCCGCUUGUGUCGUCUGUUGUGGUUGUGGUUGUGGGGAUGGGGAUGAUGAGUGUGUUGAAUGGGUUGGCGUGA
This is a messenger RNA of Myxozyma melibiosi, 2205 nucleotides long. RefSeq lists its product as uncharacterized. NCBI's taxonomy places the organism in Eukaryota, Fungi, Ascomycota, Lipomycetes, Lipomycetales, Lipomycetaceae. The transcript has 3 exons. Gene Ontology annotation, molecular function: protein binding. The coding region runs from base 1 to 2205 and encodes 734 amino acids. Gene Ontology annotation, cellular component: cytoplasm. The record is from RefSeq and is a predicted model, not a curated record.